Molecule: messenger RNA, 3506 nt
Organism: Oreochromis niloticus (Nile tilapia)
Lineage: Eukaryota; Metazoa; Chordata; Actinopteri; Cichliformes; Cichlidae
Gene: il20ra
Product: interleukin 20 receptor, alpha
Exons: 7
Coding region: 317-1990 (557 amino acids)
Biological process (GO): cytokine-mediated signaling pathway
Cellular component (GO): plasma membrane
Molecular function (GO): protein binding; cytokine receptor activity
Source: RefSeq, a predicted model, not a curated record
CGCGCGGCUGACAGGUGAACUGUUCACAAACGAGUAAGGUCACAUUCCUUCUCCCAUAAGAAACACGGAAACCUGUCAGGUCGCAGGGAUUCCUUUAACUGCAGUCCACGGGGUUUCAUUGGGUGGCAGUUUCAUGUAACUCUUCCGACUUUAGCUACAUUCUUUCACUUUAACCUUGAGUGCGUGGUUUUAAUUUCCUUUAAUCGAGAGAACUGCGAGCAGGUGUACUAUGAGGAGGAGCUGGGGGGAACCUGCCGAGAGGACUGGAAGUAUUUGCUUUUUUGUUUUUGUGAAAACAUGACGACUCCAUACAAAGAUGUUGGCUAUAUUCACAUUUUUCAUUUUUUAUAGCUUUCACUCCACAGUCUCCCAGCCUGUCCCCAGCCCCAUCAAUGUCACCUUCUCUUCUGUAAAUCUGAGGAACGUGCUGCAGUGGUUUCCAGGAAAAGGCAAUCAUGCAGAUGAAACGCUCUACACAGUGCAAUAUGCCAUCUAUGGAGACAGAAUUCAAGGUAAGAAGGGAAAACGGGUGAACUGGAAGGCAGUGCAGCACUGUACAGAAAUAGUGCGGACGUGGUGUGAUCUGACCAGUGAAAUGUGGGAUGCGGAUGAGGAUUACUAUGCCAAAGUUCGUGCUGUGGAGAGGGGAGUGUCUUCCAAAUGGGCUUUCAUACCCAGAAGAUUCAAUCCAAAGACAGAAACUACUUUGGGGCCCCCACUGCUUUCUGUGGAAAUUGAAAACACCAGUGCCAUCAUCACUAUAAAGGGACCGAUGAGGUAUCCAUCAAACAACCACACCCCAGCGCUUUCCAUGGCGACACUCUACCCCGAAAUGAUUUACAACCUUUCUGUUCACAACACCCAUCUGAACCACACGCACCAUUUCCCAGUUGUUGGCAGCGUGUACAAAUACCGGCUGAUGAAGUACAACAUGGAAUACUGCUUUUCUGCACAGUCGAAAUUCCCAACGAUGCCAAUCCACUGCCAGUCCUCUGCAUGGCUCUGCAUAACCACAUCUCAAGACCCUGUGAUUGAGCAGCUGCAAAGUGUGAUUGUGGGUAUUGUUGUUCCAGCUUUGUGCAUUGGUAUGAUCAUUGCAGCUGGCUACCUUUUCCAUCGCUACCUGUCUGGGAAAGACCAGCGCAGUCCAAAUAUACUGAACGCAUCUACUUUUUACAAGCUUCCUCUUGUGUUCCCUCCUGAGAAUUCCAACCUCCUCUUAGUGAGCCGCCUCAGCCCUGAGCCACCAGGAGACUGCACAAUAUUAGACCCUAAACACCUCCUCGCCUCUCUAAAAGUUGUGGAUCCCCCACCCAGGUACUCCCCCCAAAGGCAUGAGCCUCCCUUAGAGCCCGAGGAACCCUUGGAUGAUUUGUCUGUUGACUACGGGGGUAUCAGCAUGGCUCCUCAAAUCACUGUUGAAGGAGAAGAGGAAGCAAGGGGAGGGAAUCAAGAUGAUGGAGACCGGAGAGUUGAGAGCGUUAACUCUGGUGGAGCUUACGCGCCUCAGGCUAACACUACUUGGACAUGCAGACCAACCCCCAUGCAGUUGCAGGGCCGGUCGUUUGCAGGUUUACAGUCUUUUCAGAGAUCAAAGGAGGAUGGAGCGAUAAGAAGUUUACUAUUAAGCAUUCGGUUAAAUCCGCAAACAAUCAAGGAAGUAGAAAGGGGAGAAGAGCUGUGUGGAGAGGUGAUCUGGAGCACAGAUAGGGAGGGAGUGGCAAACAGAGGUGUGGAGGAAGGAAAUAACUGUGAAAAUGAGCCUUUAAUGUCUGCUUAUGCCCCACAGAACAUUCCAAACAUGUCUGCCUCCCACUCGGACCAAUCUGAUAUCACGCUAGAUGACUUUAGUGUCAAUCAUGAAAGAGGACUGGAUGUACCUCUACUUUCAGGGAGAGGUAGAAGAUUGAGUGAAGAGGAGUAUGUGGCGAGAGCUAGGUUGAGGCUAGAUAAUGUUUCUGUCAGCCAAGCAAGUGACGAAGAGGAAUAGAAAGAGUUAGAAAACGACAGGUGGAAACAGGGAGUGAGGUGGCGAAGGUUUUCAACAAAUGGGACUUUGUUGGGAUCCCCAUGGAUCAGUAGAUGAUAUUCAUCAGUAAAAAGCACUAACCCUGUUAUUGAAAGAUAAUCCAUGAAACAUGGCCAGUAUACAGUUUCUCAGCUCUAUUAAAAUGCAUACAGUGUGUGAUAAAAGCAGAGUUUUAGGAGCACUUAGUACUCACUUAGUAGGGUUACCGUUAUAGCUGAAAAUCUACUGAUAUACACAUGAAGAAAUCAUACUAUGAUGAACUUUGAAGGAAAUGUGUAUUUAUCUUAAUUACAAGAUACACUGUAUAUUUUUUUUAAUGUAAUUUCUUUUGUUUUUAAUCUGUAUUUUUCCUAAUGUAGCUGUCUAAUAGUGAAAGAGGAUAAUACAACAUAUGAUCAUAACAAAGAAACUACACUUCAUUCUGGACUGGUGUCUGACAUAUCUCUCUAAGAUAAUCAGAUGUAUUGUUUUUUUUGUUUUUUGUUCUUUAAAAUAGAAAGUACAACAAAAUCCUAUAUAGGAAACUUUACACCGGUGUUUUCUUUUAAGUCUAUGAUCGCAGUGCACGGUAGAUGUUGCAUGACCGUACGUGUCCGUGUUUACUUAUAAAGGUUGAAUUACAGGGGGCAGUUUUGGUUUUUUAUCAGCUUGUCCAUCGUGCUGUUCCGGGUAAAGCAUUCAACCUGCUUUUAUUUAAACUCUCUCGAUUAUACACCUUUUGCUGUUGUGUUUGUGGAAUCGCAGUGAAACAAAUCCCUCGUUUUACCUGCCAGUAACAGCAGUAUCUGUUCUGUAACUGGAAAUGAUGAUGUUAAGUGGAAUGAGGAGUGUACCUGUGUAUCUGUACAUGAUCAUGGCAAGAGUAUAGCACUUUACUCUUUAUUGCUUUAUUUAAUGUACAGCAUCUCUGAUUCAUAAUGCGUUGUAUGAUCUGCAGUAUGUGCCCACUAUCUUUGUGCCCUUGUACUAAAAGACUGGUUCAAUCUGAAAAAUCUGAUUAUGCCAUCUUUUGUCACUUCUCUUAACCUUGCAAAUGUAUUCUCAUCUGCAGUAUUAACAACAUUAUAGUUUUUUCCUUGUUUUUCUCCAAUUUUGGUGUUUCUGUUCUGAGCUGAGACGUCCAUAAACAUAUUUUACACUUUGUCAUUUAGAACUUGUCAGACUUGUUUGCUACCAUGAGUCCUGCAUUCCAACACCAACGACACGCUUAAAAUAGCAUAUAAAAUAUGUGAUCAUUACAAAGUACACAAAAGGCUUUCACUGGCACUUCUGAACAUUUGUGCACAAAUUAUACUUUGUUUUGACUUUUAUGAAGGAAAUCAGUGUGGUCUGUGUUAGCGAUGUUCCUCUUUCUGUGCCCGUGCUGUUCCUGCAUGAAGUUGUAACUGUCCAAAAUAUGUUAAUUUGUAACGUCUGACUCAUACCAUCUCUUUGUAUCUGGAUGGGACUUUCUGAGAAUAAAUUAUUUCUUCCUGUA